ACAUCUCUUCUUCGACCACCCGCCAACCCCGAGCGGCCAUGGUGUCCUUCGGCCUGGUGGCCGGGGCAGCCCUUGCUGGGGUCUACAACUGGGCCUCGGGCGUCUAUUCCUACAACCGAGAUGCUUGGAUGACCGACAUACAGGUGGAGCAAGCUCAUGUGUAUCAAGAGGACAAUCUGGCCAUUCAAAUGCAGACCAUGAAGAGGGAAGAGGUAAGAGAUUUAGUGAAUUCUGACAUCAACCAGAUCAACAACUCUCUCUUGGUGGCGACAUUGAUUUUGUCACUCGCAGGAGAAAUGUUGUUCGAGGGGCAAAUUCCAACCGAUUGCCCUGCCUUUGUGCUCAACGCCUACAUGCUGUGUCUGGGAAGCGCAGUCUUUCACCUCUCCUUUUCCAUUCUCUUCGGCAUUUUUGCCAGCGCUAAUGCCUAUCAGACGGCCACGGAUCUUCUCGUUCUGAAUAUCCAACCCAAGUGGAACCAUCAUUUCAAUCGGAUGAAGGAGCGGAAGGCCCGCGAGAACACAGCCUUCUUUGAAAGCCACUCCCUGAGUAGCAUGAUGAUGCCGCCCCUGGCAUCUCGCAUGUUUCGAAGUUGGAGGCGGAUCCCUCAGGAAGAGAAGACCGAGCGAAGAGUUGCCUCACCAACCUACAGUCGCCUGAGUCAAAUUAGUCAGACAUGGUCCAACACGGAACGCUCCUUCGACAGCUUGCCAUGCAAAGCCAGAAGCCGGGGGGGACGCUGGCAAACGAAGUCAUUUGCAGUGGAGCCUGUCGAGGAUGAUGUUGAGGCCAAGAGUGAAUUUAAACAUGAGUACCACAUCGGGCAUUUGAAACUGUGGAGAGACCUUCAUCAGCCUUGGAGGAAGUUCUCCAGUUGCAUGUUCAAAUGUGUGGCCCGUGGCACGACCAACCUCCUCGAAGCCUGUGGCUAUCUGGCCGUCGGAACUCUCUACGGUGGCUAUGCAGAUGCUUGGGCCUUUUGGGCCAUUCAGAUCCUCUUCACGGUGAUCAAUAUUAUGGUCGUUCACUUCUUGCUGGCGAUCUUUACGCCCUCCAACGCUGGCCCAAGGCUUCGCUGGAUUAUGCAGGAGCAUCCUCUGGUCUUGGCUUGUUUAGUGGCCUCAGGCCCUUUGUGGUGUGUCAUUGCAGCGGCCACCAGUUGGGUCAUCAUGGAUCGCUUCUUCAUCCCCUUGUGUUAUGGCACCCAUUUCCUGGUGAAUGUCUACUUCGUCUCCCAGUUCACCAGCGAUGUCUCUUCGGAGUCGGAUCCGGAGGCGCCCCGUUCAGCCCAGCCAGCCGCGCGUGGAACCGCAUCCGCGGAGGGGGAGGAGUCGGAGGAGGUCGCCUGUGUGCUGGAGGCUUCACCCUGGGACUCCGCAGGAGAGUUGGAGUGGGGCUCGCUGCCCACUCAGCCCACCGAGGCUUCGCCUGGCUCGGCGUGCGCGCAACAUGCUGCGCCCGCAAGGCCACAUGCUGCGCCCGAGGCCGAGGAGUCGCCCGUGGCACAAAGGAGGGUCCACAAGGACUUCUUGCCGGGCAACAUGCUGCGCUGGGGCACCAAGGUGGUGGCCUGCUUUUGGGCUUCAGCGCUCCUCUGGGCAGUGCAUGGCGCCUGGUUCGGCAUGGACUUCAAGAACCGCAAGGCAGCCGUGCCCACCUGGGGCGACACGCCUCCACUGCUGGAGGUCAGCGAGAUGACCAUGGCCACACCCAGCCCCUUCUGGAGGCCUCACGCGCUGGUCUGUCCACGGAAUCAGGUCUUCAUCACUGAUAGAUACCACGUCUACGAGCUUCGAGAGAACAACACGGAAGUGAAGAGAUACCCCUGCUCUGUGAACGGCACGAUCGCCGACGUGGCCGCCACGUGUGGACGCCACUCCUGCUGGCCGGUGGUCCUGGUGAAGGGCGUCCCACCGCUGGUGCUGGAUUGCUCCACGGGGCGCUCCAGCCCGCUGCUGCAGACCGAGACCCGCGCCGGGCGGAUCGCGACCAGUGCCCAGGGCACCAAUGGGGUGCUGGACACCCUCUAUGCCACGAUGGACGACAAGAUGAUCGUGCAGUAUGGAUGGUCCGUGCAGCGGGGUGCCUGGGAACCCUUGUGGGACAUUGAGGAUACGGUGGGCGUGCUGGGCAUGGAUCUGGUCGACAACAAGCUCUUGGUCUUUCACCAAGGUGGCUUUGUGCAAGUGCAAGAUAUGUCCAGUGGACGGCUUUGCAGCACCUUUGCUUUGGAUAGCAGCGGCGCGGUGAUUGGUGGAGGCUGCGGCAAUGUGGAUUACUCCUCCAUCCUGGUUCUGGUGAAGAAGGGCCAUGGCACGGCAUUGAUGCGUGCCACCUUGCCGUCCUUGAAAGAUUGCAACGCGGCCACCUCUAAGAGCUUUAUCAACACGGCUGUGGUAAGAGCCAGCGCUUAAGAGAACCACAGCACCCCUUAAGGCCGUAAAAAUGGCCACAGCGAACAAGGCCAAAGUGCCUUGUCGGGUUGGUCGAAGUCUACGAGAGCAUCUGAAGUUUUGCCAGCUCGUGUGAAAGGCUUCCGGAUCUCUAUCGGCAGAUUUCCAGCUUUCAGAUUCUCGGUGGAUUUCCCGCAUCGCUCAGAGCGGCGCCAGCUUGUACAUUUUCUGGUCGUAAAUGUUCUUUUGUGGAUCGCUAGAUCACCAGUUAUCUGGCAGAUCCUUGCCGACACUCUCAAGGAUGCCGGUCCAACUAGCCGUGGAGGUCAAUUUCUGCCUUUCGCAGAGUGCAAACAUCUCCGAAACGCAUAGGAACAAGAAGGGUGGCCCCAGUCGUUGAGGGCAGACCCCAAAAGGGUGGCCCGCGUCGGUAGAUCUUCUCAGUCAGGAGGCUCAGCAGCGAUGGGACAAUCCCGUGGGAUCGAUAUCCGGAAUUGUUG
Durusdinium trenchii is the source of this 2893-nucleotide messenger RNA. The record is from the annotation of a GenBank genome assembly. NCBI's taxonomy places the organism in Eukaryota, Dinophyceae, Suessiales, Symbiodiniaceae.